CACAUAAAAAAGAUAUAAUUUUCACUCAAAGAGUUUCAAAUACUAAUUCCUUAAAGUGGAAAUAAAUUUUAGGUGUUUAAGAAUUACAGUAGUGUACCAAACAGGCCAAUCAGGUCGACCAAAACAACUGACCUUGGUAUACUUGCCAUUGUUUUUGCAAUGGGAGAACCAGAACAGGCAGGGAAGAAAAUUCCUGUACAAAAGGAUGGGUAUGAUCCCGUCACAGGCAAGAAGAAGAAGGAGUUUGGCUUGUUUUACCUCCCAUCCCGGGUACUCUUCCUCGAUUACUUCUCCUUAGGAAAUCCCCGCUGUAGCGACAUGGAACUAGAUUGGCUCAGAUGUGCUGAUAAAACCGGGCUUUCUCUUUCCACAGAAAAGUGUAAAGAACAGUUUGAUGACUACUUGGAAUGCAAAUUUCAGUAUAAAUCGCGUCAUCGAUUUUUGGAAAUUGUGAAGAAGCGGAAUGAAGAUAAGUCUUUAACGGAGAAUGUAGUCUACCCAGAUAAGGACUUAUUCAAAUAACAUGACCACUGUGGUAGAUUCUUACAGUGACUGUGUGAACUAGUGAAUUUUACUGUCAUAUGAAUGCCAGCGUUAACAAUAAACUUAUGUCUUUAUGCCUUC
Mya arenaria is the source of this 624-nucleotide messenger RNA. RefSeq names its product NADH dehydrogenase [ubiquinone] iron-sulfur protein 5-like. Lineage: Eukaryota; Metazoa; Mollusca; Bivalvia; Myida; Myidae. The transcript is spliced from 3 exons. The coding region runs from base 160 to 522 and encodes 120 amino acids. The record is from RefSeq and is a predicted model, not a curated record.